Molecule: messenger RNA, 2700 nt
Organism: Jaculus jaculus (lesser Egyptian jerboa)
Lineage: Eukaryota; Metazoa; Chordata; Mammalia; Rodentia; Dipodidae
Gene: Gramd1a
Product: GRAM domain containing 1A
Exons: 20
Coding region: 15-2330 (771 amino acids)
Biological process (GO): intracellular sterol transport
Cellular component (GO): plasma membrane; endoplasmic reticulum membrane; endoplasmic reticulum-plasma membrane contact site
Molecular function (GO): sterol transfer activity; sterol binding
Source: RefSeq, a predicted model, not a curated record
GGGGAAAUUCCCAGAUGGCCAGACACAGGUUAUGCGGGAGCUCUCUUGGUACAGGAACUGGAAGAGGAAGAGGCUUUCCGUCCCUGCCCCCUCAAACUGGGGGGCGCACCCCGGCUCCCCAGCAUCAACAUGCCACCCCACCUCUCAGCACCACGCCCCACUCCAGCCGGAGCUCACCAAGCAGCUCCCCAUCUCUGCGGAAGCGGCUGCAGCUCUUGCCCCCAAGUCGGCCCCCUCCCCCUCCUGAGCCAGAACCAGGCACCAUGGUGGAAAAGGGGUCUGAUAGCUCCUCGGAGAAGGGUGGGGUACCUGGGACCCCCAGCACCCAGAGCCUGGGCAGCAGGAACUUCAUCCGCAACAGCAAGAAGAUGCAGAGCUGGUACAGUAUGCUGAGCCCCACGUAUAAACAACGCAAUGAAGACUUCAGGAAGCUAUUCAGCAAGCUCCCUGAGGCCGAGCGCCUCAUUGUGGAUUACUCAUGCGCCCUGCAGCGGGAGAUCCUUCUCCAGGGCCGACUCUACCUCUCUGAGAACUGGAUAUGCUUCUACAGCAACAUCUUCCGUUGGGAGACCGCGAUUUCCAUCCAGUUGAAGGAAGUAACUUGUCUGAAGAAGGAAAAGACUGCCAAGCUGAUCCCCAAUGCCAUUCAAAUCUGUACUGAGAGCGAGAAGCACUUCUUCACCUCCUUUGGGGCCCGGGACCGCUGCUUCCUCCUCAUCUUCCGUCUCUGGCAGAAUGCACUGCUUGAAAAGACCCUGAGUCCCCGCGAACUCUGGCACCUGGUCCAUCAGUGCUAUGGCUCAGAGCUGGGCCUCACCAGUGAAGACGAAGACUAUGUCUGCCCCCUGCAGCUCAAUGGUCUGGGGAGUCCCAAAGAGGUAGGAGAUGUGAUUGCUCUCAGUGACAUCACCCCCUCAGGGGCAGGUGACCGCAGUCAGGAGCCAAGCCCUGUGGGUUCCCGGCGUGGGCAUGUCACCCCUAAUCUCUCCCGAGCCAGCAGUGAUGCAGACCAUGGGGUAGAAGAGGACAAGGAGGAGCAGACUGACAACCAGCUGGAUGCCUCCUCAAGCCAGACAGUGACCCCGGUAGCAGAGCCCCCUAGUACCGAGCCCACCCCACCUGAUGGGCCCACCACCCUGGGCCCCUUGGAUCUGUUGGCUAGAGAGGAGCUAUUAACCGACACCAGUAACUCCUCCUCAUCCACAGGAGAGGAAGGUGAGGCAGCUGACCUGGCCGCCCUGCUUCCUGACCUUUCUGGUCGCCUCCUCAUCAACUCAGUCUUCCACGUGGGUGCAGAGCGGCUGCAGCAGAUGCUUUUCUCAGAUUCUUCUUUCCUUCAGGGCUUCCUGCGACAGCGCAAGUUCACAGAUGUGACCUUAAGCCCCUGGAGUGGGGACAGCAAGUGCCACCAGCGCAGAGUACUAACAUACACCAUCCCCAUCAGCAACCCACUGGGCCCCAAGAGUGCGUCUGUGGUGGAAACACAGACGCUGUUCCGGCGCGGUCCACAGGCGGGCGGGUGCGUGGUAGACUCUGAAGUGCUCACGCAGGGCAUCCCGUACCAGGACUACUUCCACACUGCCCACCGUUACUGCAUCCUGGGCCUGGCCCGGAACAAGGCCCGGCUUCGCGUGUCCUCUGAGAUCCGCUACCGAAAGCAGCCGUGGAGCCUCGUGAAGUCGCUCAUUGAGAAGAAUUCAUGGAGUGGCAUUGAAGAUUAUUUCCACCACCUGGAACGGGAGCUCGCCAAGACUGAGAAGCUGUCCCUGGAGGAAGGUGGGAAGGAUGCCCGGGGGUUGCUGUCAGGCCUGCGCAGGCGGAAGCGGCCCCUGAGCUGGCGGGGUCAUGGAGAUGGGCCCCAGCAUCCAGACCCUGACCCCUGUGCCCGGGCAGGCAUACACGCGUCAGGCUCCCUCAGCUCCCGCUUCUCAGAACCAUCCAUGGACCAGGGCCCUGGGGCAGGUAUCCCCAGCGCCCUGGUUCUCAUCAGCCUUGUGAUCUGUGUGAGCCUCGUCGUCCUCAUCGCCCUCAACGCCCUCCUCUUUUACCGCCUGUGGUCCCUGGAGAGGACGGCCCACACCUUUGAGUCCUGGCACAGCCUGGCUCUGGCCAAGGGCAAGUUCCCGCAGACGGCCACAGAGUGGGCUGAGAUUCUGGCCUUGCAGAAGCAGUUCCACAGCGUGGAGGUUCACAAGUGGAGGCAGAUCCUGCGGGCCUCAGUGGAGCUCCUGGAUGAGAUGAAAUUCUCACUGGAGAAGCUCCACCAAGGAAUUACCAUCCCAGAGCCUCCCUUUGAUACCCAGCCACAGUCUGAUGACAGCUUCUCCUGAGGAUCCCUGACCACAAAGCUGACCCCCCUCAAAUGGACAGAAGGACACACGGAACUCCGGCGGCCACUGCUGGCACGGUGUGAGCGCCAGGAACCUCCUGCCCACCCCUCCUGGUGGCAUGGCCAGGAGCCCACAGACCUGAGGACCAUAGAACCAAGAUGCACUUUAGACCAGUGUGUGGGAGUCUGGCCACCACCGCCUGCUUGGCCAGGAAGCUGGCCUGGUCUUUGACAGGCUCCCCCCCACUAACUUAUUUUGCUUGACUGGGGUUGUGGGGGCCACCUCCUGGGGUGCACGAGACCCUUAGCUCUGAGUUUAAUGUAUUAUAUUUAUUUGGGGCAGACAGCCCCAAUAAAGGGUUGGAAAUGGA